Molecule: messenger RNA, 1705 nt
Organism: Sorex fumeus (smoky shrew)
Lineage: Eukaryota; Metazoa; Chordata; Mammalia; Eulipotyphla; Soricidae
Gene: CD19
Product: CD19 molecule
Exons: 15
Coding region: 1-1623 (540 amino acids)
Biological process (GO): regulation of B cell activation; B cell proliferation involved in immune response; B cell receptor signaling pathway
Cellular component (GO): external side of plasma membrane
Source: RefSeq, a predicted model, not a curated record
AUGGCCAUGCCGCCUCUCCUCUCCUUCUUUCUCUUCCUCACGCCUGUGGCAGUGAGACCCCAGGAGCCACGGCUGGUGCAGGUUACAGAGGGAGAUGAAGCUGUGCUACAGUGCCUCAGAGACCCCCUAGAGGGUCCCCCUGAGAACCUGUCCUGGUCUCGAGAGGACACACCCUUCCUACAGCUGAACCGAGGGUUACUGAACGUGGGGGUGCAGAAGGGGCCCCAGGGCAUCUGGGUGUUCAUCACCAAUGUCUCGGAGGAGAUGGGGGGCUUCCACCUGUGCUCCAGGGACGACCCUUCCCAAGAGGCUUGGCAAUUUGGCUGGACAGUCAGCGUGGAGGGCAGCGGCGAGCUGUUCCGGUGGAAUACUUCAGACCUGUAUGACCCAGGAUGCGACCUGGGGAACAGAUCCUCCUCUGGCCACGCCCCAAGCUCCCAGCUGUAUGUGUGGGAUGGAGAUCUCGGUAUGCCUCUGGAGGCAGAGUCCAAGUGUCCUCCACCAAGACGCAGUUCAAACCAGAGCCAAGAUCUCACUGUGGCUCCCGGCUCCACCCUCUGGCUGAAGUGUGUGGUGCCCCCAGACUCUGAGACCCCCAUCUUCUGGACCCAUGUGCACCCCAAGAGGUCUAAUCUCUCGUUGCUGAAUCUGAUGGUCAGGAAGGACGGUGCAGACAUGGAGAAGUGGGUCCUGGUCACCGUCCGGGGAGGAGCUGUCCUCUCCCUGCCCCAGGCCAGAGCUCAGCACGCAGGCACAUACCACUGCAGCUUUGGCAACAAGAUCAUCAGCAUGCAGCUGAAUGUCACAGCCCAGUCAGCAGUAUGGUAUUGGCUGCUGAGGAUGGGAGGCUGGAAAGUUCCUGCGGUGACUCUGAUUUAUUUGAUCUUCUGCCUCGGCUCCCUGGUGGGUUUUCUUCAUCUUCGCAGAGCUCUGACCCUGAGGAGGAAAAGAAAGAGAAUGACAGACCCCACCAGAAGGUUCUUCAAAGUGACGCCUCCCGCGGCAAAUGGGCCUCAGAACCAGUACGGGAACGUGCUGUCCCUUUCCACAUCUUCAGGCACAGGGCGCACCCGGCGGUGGGAUGCUGGCCUGGGGGCCGCCGUCCCGGUCCACGGAACCCCGUACAAUGACGUCCCGCAGGCUAGAGGCCGUGAUGAGGACGGGGAGGCCUACGAGGAGCCAGACAGCGAGGAGGAGGGCUCCGAGUUCUACGAGAACGACUCGAACCUUGAACCAGACCAGCUGUCCCGGGAUGGCAGCGGAUACGAGCACCCGGAGGACCAACCCUUGGAUCCUGAGUAUGAAGACUCCUUCUCCAACGCAGCUGAGUCUUAUGAGAACGAGGAGGAAGCGCUGAGCCAGCCGGUGGCCAGGAAAAUGGACUUCCUGAGCCCCCAUGGGCCAGGCUGGGACCCCAGCGGCGAGGCAACCUCCCUUGGGUCCCGGUCCUAUGAGGAUAUGAGAGGGAUCCUGUACGCAGCCCCCCAGCUCCGCUCCGUGCGGGGCCAGCCUGGUCCCAGUCAUGAGGAAGAUGCUGACUCUUAUGAGAACAUGAGUAACCCCGACGGGCCGGAACCAGCCUGGGCAGGGGGCGCCCACACAGGUACCUGGAGCACUAGGUGAUCCCUUCAGCAGCUUGAAGGUUCACCACACGGCUGAGGAGACGAGCUCGGAGGAGUCUUCCCUUCCUCACGGAGCCUUGCCG